Messenger RNA from Diaporthe citri, 723 nucleotides. RefSeq lists its product as uncharacterized. The record is from RefSeq and is a predicted model, not a curated record. The transcript is spliced from 4 exons. NCBI's taxonomy places the organism in Eukaryota, Fungi, Ascomycota, Sordariomycetes, Diaporthales, Diaporthaceae. The coding region runs from base 1 to 723 and encodes 240 amino acids.
AUGGGUGUCCUCCGGUCUCUCGUCUCUCUGAUUGCUGCGGCCGCGGCCGUCAGCGCCAGCCCCAUCGAGCGCCGCGCCCCUAUCGACUCGGACAAGGUCGUUGGGUUCGCCGAGACUGUUCCCUCGGGCACGACAGGAGACGUGUACCUCGCCUACAAGCCCUUCCUCAAGGUCGUCAACGGCUGUGUCCCAUUCCCAGCCGUGAACGCUGCGGGGGACACAAAGAUCGACGGUGUCGUGCAGAUCAAAGGUGCAUCAAAUGGCCAGUGCUCAAGCAGCACAGGACAGGUCUACGUCCGCGGAACCACAUCCAACGGCUACUACGGUCUGAUGUACUCAUGGUACAUGCCCAAGGACUCCCCAUCGGACGGCCUGGGACACCGCCACGAAUGGGAGGGCGUCAUCGUCUGGCUGAAGUCGGCGACCUCCACGGCCGCGAGCAACAUCGCCGCCGUGUGCCCGUCUGCCCACGGCGACUGGAACUGCGCGACGAGCGGGUACACCCUGUCCGGCACCAAGCCGCUGAUCGAGUACAAGAGCACCUGGCCGGUCAACCACCAGCUGGGUCUCACGACGGCGGUCGGCGGCACCCAGCCGCUGAUUGCUUGGGAGAGCCUCCCGGCCGCGGCCAAGAAUGCCCUGCAGACUGUGGACUUUGGGGCGGCGACGGUCCCCUUCAAGGACUCUACCUUCAGUGGCAACCUGGCUGCUGCCACCUUCUAA